AUGGAGGCUUCUAGGAAUAUACAUAUGCUAGAAGGACAAUCCACGACUAGGCCACCCCUUUUCACCGGUAGCAACUUUGCCUAUUGGAAAGCUAGGAUGAGAAUUUGUUUACAAUGCAUUGACCUUGAUAUCCUAGACAUUGUGGAGAAAAAAUAUGUCAAGAAGCUUAGUAGUGAAAUGACCGAGGAUGAGAGGAAACUAGCUAACCUUAACAUUAAGGCCAUGAAUGCACUAAUUUGUGGUCUUACCCCCAUUGAUUAUAAGAGAGUUUCUACAUGUGCAACCACACACGAAAUUUGGGAGAAGUUAUGCAUUACUCAUGAGGGAACACCCCAAGUGAAGCAGUCUAAAAUUAGUGGACUCAUACAUGAUUAUGAAUUAUUUAAAAUGCUUCCAAGUGAUUCUAUUGACUUUAUGUUUUCUCGAUUCACUAAUAUUAUAAAUGAAUUGCAUGGUCUUGAUAAGGUCUUGGAGAAUCAAGAGAUGUGCUACAAAAUUCUUUGCUCUUUGAUGCCGGCUUGGGAACCUAAAGCUACAGCCAUUAAAGAAGCACAUGAUCUAUCUACUCCCACUCUUAAUGGACUUAUUGGCAAGCUCAAGGUACAUGAGAAGAAGGUUAAGGAGAAGGAAGAAGCACCCUCAAAGGCAGCCGAGGUGCCACCCUCAAGGGAGCAAUUGACUCAUCCUCCUCGGAUAGUGAAGAUGAUGUUCUUAGGACAUCCUACUAGAAAAUGCUAUGUCUUCAAGGAUAUUCUGCAAAACCUAGUGAAUGUCAAUGUGCUUACGUUGAAGCCCGAGCAGAAGAGCAUAUCCACCAAUUUGAUAACGGUCCAGUUCAGCGAUUUCCCUUUGGAAGCAGCUGUAGAUGGUGUUGUUCCCAUCCCUAAAGAGGAAAUGCACAGGAAAAAUACUGACCGGCUUGGUCAGAAAGAUAAAGGGUGCCACUUAUCAACGAGCACUAUACGUAAUCCUUUACGAACACUUAUGAAAAAGGAUUGA
Messenger RNA from Asparagus officinalis (garden asparagus), 999 nucleotides. RefSeq lists its product as uncharacterized. Bases 1 to 999 code for a protein of 332 amino acids. The transcript has 3 exons. NCBI's taxonomy places the organism in Eukaryota, Viridiplantae, Streptophyta, Magnoliopsida, Asparagales, Asparagaceae. The record is from RefSeq and is a predicted model, not a curated record.